GGCAGCCAGUGGCUUUCACAUCCGGGCGGCGCUCUUGCUCCUCUUCAGUCGCAAUCCGUUUCCUUUCCCUGCGCUCUCGACCAGGGGAGGUCCGCAGCUGCAGAAGAAACCCCUUGAAUCGAGGGGUCUCCGUGGGCGUGUGGCACCGGGCCUUUGAGGCGCUGCUUUCCCCGCACAGCCGAUAGCACAUGACGCUAGCUCCGCUGAUGGUGGUGCACGGCGCCGAGCGCUCCCCGUCGGUGCGACAUCCCCGCGCUCAAGUAGCAUCACUGGCUAACGUUAGCUAACAUCAUCGAUCUCUCUGCUACUCCACCCCCCCUCUCUCCCGGAGAUCGAUCCCCGCUGCCGAACCGUCACAUCAGCUGUCGAGUGAUAGCGAACACCAGACCACGGUGGGCAUCCCCGACCAGCGCAGGAAGUCCGCCUGUUUCCUCUCGGAUUUGGGGCCCGCAAAGAGAGGAACGUUAGCCUCGGAGUUUAAACCCGUAUUUAGACCACCGACCUCCUUUCCAGCCUCCCUCUGUGGCCUUUCAGGGGUCCGGUUCUUCUCUACCUCAGCACCCUGAUGCCUCCCCGUCCCUGUGUGUAACCUCAGCUGCUCAUCAUUCCGACAUUAUCAGCACACUCAGAGCUCCACCGCCCCCGUCUCUGCUGCUUCUGUCAACCCCACCAAGGAACGGUGUUCGGCGUGCACUCACUGCGGCUUUUCCCGGCGGUCAUCCCUGGGUUUUCUCGUCAUCCCUGUCUCCCCUUUUUUCACUCUGGUUGUUUUUCUCUACACGCUAGCUGGCUGGCCAGCUCCGCUUCACACCCACACACGUUAUCCCCUUCAUACAUCCCCCUCCCCCCAGUUAGUUUGCCAUCCACAUCCCAGCAGAUCCCCGUGACACGCGCCGCACGGCACCCGAGCCACGGGUCUCGCCAUGCCGGGUCCGGUGGCCGGUAGCAAAGCCCGUGUGUACGCAGAUGUCAACACGCUGAAGACCCGGGAGUACUGGGACUACGAGGCCCACGUACCCAACUGGAACAACCAGGAAGAUUACCAGCUGGUUAGAAAGCUGGGCAGAGGGAAGUACAGCGAGGUGUUCGAGGCUAUCAACAUCACCAACAAUGAGAAGGUGGUGGUCAAGAUCCUGAAGCCGGUCAAGAAGAAGAAGAUCAAGCGAGAAAUCAAGAUCCUGGAGAACUUGAGAGGAGGGACCAAUAUCAUCCGCCUGGUGGACACAGUCAAAGACCCAGUGUCCAGAACGCCAGCGCUCGUCUUUGAAUGCAUCAAUAACACAGACUUCAAGGAGUUGUACCAGAAGUUGACAGAUUAUGAUAUCCGUUUCUAUAUGUAUGAACUACUGAAGGCUCUGGACUACUGUCACAGCAUGGGAAUUAUGCACCGUGAUGUCAAACCUCACAAUGUGAUGAUCGACCACCAGUUGAGAAAGCUACGCCUUAUAGACUGGGGCUUGGCAGAGUUUUACCACCCGUCCCAGGAGUACAACGUCAGAGUGGCCUCGCGAUACUUUAAGGGCCCUGAACUCCUCGUGGACUACCAGAUGUAUGACUACAGCCUAGACAUGUGGAGCCUGGGCUGCAUGCUGGCCAGUAUGAUCUUUCAGAAAGAGCCCUUCUUCCAUGGACAAGAUAACUACGAUCAGCUGGUGCGAAUUGCCAAAGUCCUGGGGACAGACGAGCUUUUCGGCUACCUGCGUAAAUACCACAUUGAACUGGACCCACGCUUCAAGGACCUCCUGGGACAGCAGAGCAGGAAGCGCUGGGAACAGUUUGUGCAGACGGAGAAUCAGCACUUGGUGAGUCCUGAAGCUCUGGACCUGCUGGACAAGCUGCUACGAUACGACCACCAACAGAGACUGACUGCCACAGAGGCCAUGGAGCACCCCUACUUCUACCCUGUAGUGAAGGAGCAAUCUUUGUCGAACUCUGACAGCAACAUGGUUUCCAGUGGCAACACUACAGCGCGAUGAAACACAGAAGCAGAAAAAAGAAGUUUGUUACCUCAACUUUGUACCCAGUUGUGACAGUAACUUUGACAAGUGUACAGUGACAAUGGAUCAAAGUAACUCUGACCAGUUACACACUCACAGAUACGUGCAUACGGAUACACACACAUCAGUGCAAGCACACCUCUACAUGUACAAACACAGAUGCAGACGUGUAUACAUAAACCCUCCUCCUCUGUAUCAGUCUGUGAUUGGCUUGUCCUGGUUCCCUGUCCAGCAGCCUGACCAGUGAGCUUGAAGCUGCCCCCACCCACACCCCCACUGUCCCCUCAACUGGUCUCUGUUCUCCCAGCUCAGUUUCACGUAGGCCAGUGAAGACAAUUACUGCUUUUAAGGACAAUUCAGUACCACCUCCUCCUUCUGUCAAGCCCUCCUUUAUAGAACCUCCCCUCUUUGUUUGCAUCAGCAUGGAGAAUGAACAGAAGCGUGAACCUGUACAAGUCCCGAACUGCCCCAACCCUGAUCCGUCUGUCUGCUCCGUUUCUUUUCCUCCCCGUCCUCUUCCCUGACAGACAGACAGGCAUCUUAGCACUACUCCAGAUCUGAAAGUGGCAUGGUGGACUCUCUAGGUAGGAUGAUGAUGAUGAUGAUAAUAAUAUUAAUAUUAAUGAAAAAUAAAUGAUUUUUAUUUAGUUGAAA
Messenger RNA from Archocentrus centrarchus (flier cichlid), 2651 nucleotides. It is a transcript of the gene csnk2a2b, whose product is annotated as casein kinase 2, alpha prime polypeptide b. Bases 924 to 1976 code for a protein of 350 amino acids. Gene Ontology annotation, molecular function: ATP binding; protein serine/threonine kinase activity. The record is from RefSeq and is a predicted model, not a curated record. Gene Ontology annotation, cellular component: nucleus; cytosol; protein kinase CK2 complex. Gene Ontology annotation, biological process: regulation of chromosome separation; peptidyl-threonine phosphorylation; peptidyl-serine phosphorylation. Lineage: Eukaryota; Metazoa; Chordata; Actinopteri; Cichliformes; Cichlidae. The transcript has 12 exons.